CUCUUCUGGUUUCUGACAUCGACCUGUGGUCUUCAGUACAGGACUCGAGACUCAGUCCUGCACCACUUUUCUACGCUGGAAUAUUCUCUCUUCUUCAAUAGAUACACCUUUUACCUUCUUGUUGUCUCUACUUUGGCCUCGACUACGAUCACAACUUCUUGUCCAGGCAUUGAAGUAUCGGCUCCCUCUUUGUCGUUCCUCUUCGUCCACACUACAUUGCGUCCCGCCUUUCCUUUUGACAAGUCGGACCCCAUCUGUCACCUUUCUUCUCAGUCGCGUCCGUCACUUGCAAUCCAGUCAUCGACCUAAACUUUCACCUCCACGAUUGCUCUUCGACGACUUUCACCUCCACAAUUGCUCUUCGACGACGUUGCUCUUCCAGACCUUCCGACCACCACUCUACUCGCGCUUCCAGCCCUCGAGUCUGCAAAUCAAUCACCGAUCUGUACCUUUCAUCGUUUGGCAGAAUGGACAGCCACACCCAGCACGAUCCAAAACAACAGGGAAACAUGGCAGCUGAACAACCCGCCUCCUUCGGUCAACAUGACCCAAGAUCUCAACCGCCGCCCUCGAUCAGACCCGGCACCACAAACGCACAGCAGACCCCUAUCAGUCAACAGGCCUUCUGGAGUAACCCUGCAUUUGUGGCCCAAUACUAUCAGCAAGCCCAGACUGCUCAGCAAGUCCCAUCGUUCAACGGCGCGUUCCAGAUGCCAUACCAGCAAGACAUGCAACCAUUCCCCGCCGCAUCUUUCGACAACUCCAAUCACCAGACAACAUUUGAUCCUGCAACUCAAAUGAUGCAGAACUGGCACAUGGCAAAUUCUGCACAGAACAGAGGCUUUGCUCCAGGCAUGUCUUAUCCUGCACAGCAGUACUCGGGAAAGCAGGACGCAACGCAGCAAGUUCCUCGUCAGCAGCAAGACUUACAGCAGAUGUACCACCAGCCGGCUCCCUUUUCUCGGCAACAGGCCGCUCAGACACCUACUGAGGUUGAGAACGACCACAGGGUCAAUGGCGCAUCUUCGAACGAGAUCUCGGACUUCGACAUGGACGAUCCAAGCGCCCAACUCAUGGGAGAGCUGCAAGACGCCAUUGCCGAGUCCGCUCGCUCACCCACUCCAUCAAUUAAGGAAGCAGGAGUGUCCAAGUCUGAUGUCAACACUAUGGGCUUUCCCAGCUUGCCGAGCUUCAUGAACUACGAAGCUCACGCCUCCAACUUGAGAACGAACGACGAGCACGUCUCGGGUCCCCAGAACGAUCAAGAUCUUGAUCAUGAGACCUUCAAGAGUCUCGGACAAGACGACUUGUCGGCCAAGACAGGCCAGUUCGAAGCAACAGAGCUUGCGGACCAGGUAGAUCAGGUCGUCGCCAACCUGCGCGAUGAAGAGAUGCAAGACAGUGAUUUGGGAGAGCACAGCUCUACUCCCGAGUACGACGAAACGACCACAUCCGACGAUGAGGAUCUUGACACUGGCGCCGACAUCGAUGUCGACAUCGAGGAUUACGCUGAUGAUGAUAGCUCUACGCAAAGAGAAUCCUCUGUCCUUGUCAGCGACGAAGACACUGCUCAGGACGAUACCGCUGCCGACAGUGCCGCUGAUCGCGUCGUCACAGACGAUGAGGAAGUCGAAGAUUAUGUCUCGGAGAACGAGAUUGAAGAUGGCGAUGUCUCCGAUGCUGUAUCUUGCUCCCGUGAGGAAGCUCACGACUCUGCUGUUGAGAGCCCUCAGGAGGUUGAGUUCGAGGGUUACUCUCUUACUAUGAGCCCGUUCAAGGCCAUCAAGAAGAAAUUGGCAAAGAAGGCGGAUAAGGACUUGCACAACAAGGCUGUCAAACUCCAACCUCACCAUUUGCCUGCUCACAGAUACUGGGUUGCUGUCUUGAUGCACACUGUCGCCCCUCAAAAGGCCAAGGUCGAGAAAGACUUCGUCUGGCUCAAGGGCAACAAGAGCAACACGGUCGAGACCAUGUGGAACGAAUACCGCAAUGUCACCACCGAAGAGCAACAUCAGAUUCUGUUCUGCGGCAAAGUCCCUCAGUUCACAGAUUCUCUUGAGGAGCUGGAUAUCUUUGACGACAAAUUGGUUGUCUUUCGGGCCGCCAAACAGGAAGUAAUCGUGAUCGAUUGA
This is a messenger RNA of Aureobasidium subglaciale EXF-2481, 2132 nucleotides long. RefSeq lists its product as uncharacterized. NCBI's taxonomy places the organism in Eukaryota, Fungi, Ascomycota, Dothideomycetes, Dothideales, Saccotheciaceae. The record is from RefSeq and is a predicted model, not a curated record. The transcript is spliced from 3 exons. The coding region runs from base 468 to 2132 and encodes 554 amino acids.